AUGACUUCUAAAGCAUCAUCUCCUCUUUUUUUUCCUGAAUCUUCAUCUUCUAUACAGCCUGCAGAUGAUGCACUUGAGUCGGGAAAUACAACUCCUAAAGCAUCUCUUCAAUUCGGUGCUUCAUCUCCAUUGCUUUAUACGUCAUCUCCACAUAAAAAAAUGACACCACAUCUAUCUACUACUUACAGCCAGCAGUCAAUAAAGAGUAGUUUUGGAAGUCAACUAUCACAUUCAAGUACUCCUCGCAUGAUACGUCGUGGAGAUAUUCAUCCUCGAAAUAUUUUAUCAACUCCAUUUCAACGGAUUUCAGGUACACAGGCUAGCUAUGCAACAUCAGAUACAAAUACAAUGAGUGUAUUUGACCCUGUAUCUGAAAAUACAUCUGAAACUGUCCGAGUUAUAUGGGGGACAAAUGUUUCUAUUCAAGAGAGCAUGAAUACAUUUAAAACAUUUCUUAAACAGUUUAGAAAGAAAUAUCGAAUGGCAUUUGAUGGAAAUACAGUAGUGGACGAAACUGGCGAAGAUUUGAUGUAUGACUUGGAUUUAACUAAUUUAAACAUUGAUGCACGCGAUCUUGAAUCUUAUCCUCCAGCUAAAAAACUUACUUAUCAAUUGCAAGCGUAUCCUCAGGAGAUUAUACCCAUUAUGGAUCAAACAGUUAAAGAAUAUAUUCUUGAUACCUUGAUAGAUGAUCAUGCUACUGAAACAGAAAUUUCAAAAGUAGAAAAUAAUAUUUAUAAAGUAAGACCCUUUGGUCUUUCUAAAACAAUAAAUAUACGGGAUUUGAAUCCUAAUGAUAUUGAUAAAUUAGUGAGUAUUAAGGGGUUGGUUAUUCGUGCUACCCCUAUUAUUCCAGAUAUGAAGCAAGCAUUUUUUCGAUGUGAUGUUUGUCAUCAUACGGUAAUUGUUGAAAUUGAUAGAGGCAGAAUAUCUGAGCCGACUCGCUGUCCUCGUGAAGUUUGUUCUUCUGAUAAUUCUAUGCAAAUUGUACAUAAUAGAUCAGAGUUUGCCGAUAAACAAGUUAUAAGACUUCAAGAAACACCUGAUGAGGUACCAGAUGGACAGACUCCUCAUUCUGUUUCUUUAUGUGUUUAUGAUGAAUUGGUGGACUUUGCAAAAGCAGGUGAUAGGAUAAAGGUGACUGGCAUUUUUCGUUCUGUUCCUGUUCGUGUAAAUUUACGUCAAAGAACUAUUAAAUCACUCUUCAAAACAUAUUUUGAUGUUGUGCAUAUCCAGAAAAUAGACAGUCGAAGAAUUGGAAUAGAUCCUUCGAUUCUUCAAACAGAAAUUUCUGAAUUUACUUCUACAAAUCUUGAAGUUCGCAAAUUUCUUGAAGAAGAUGAAGCAAAAAUAAAAGAUUUGGCUAGGAAUCCAGAUUUAUACUCAAUUUUGACGAAAUCUAUAGCACCUAGUAUUUAUGAAAUGGAUGAUGUUAAAAAAGGAAUAUUACUUCAGCUUUUUGGCGGUUCAAAUAAAGAAUUUGUUAAAGGGGGGGCUCCACGGUUUAGAGGUGAAAUUAAUGUGUUGUUAUGUGGAGAUCCUUCUACUUCUAAGUCUCAACUUUUGCAAUACGUUCAUAAAAUUUCUCCUCGAGGAGUUUAUACAAGUGGAAAAGGAUGUUCUGCUGUUGGAUUAACAGCUUAUAUUACCCGUGAUCAAGACACAAAACAAUUGGUCUUAGAAAGUGGUGCUUUAGUUCUCUCUGAUGGUGGUAUAUGUUGCAUUGAUGAAUUCGAUAAAAUGUCAGAUUCAACAAGAUCUGUUUUGCAUGAAGUUAUGGAACAACAAACUAUUUCUAUUGCAAAAGCUGGAAUAAUUACUACCUUAAAUGCUCGUACAUCUAUUUUGGCAUCUGCAAAUCCUAUUGGUAGCAAAUAUAACCCAGAUUUAUCUGUUCCUCAAAAUAUUGAUCUUCCUCCUACUUUACUAAGUCGUUUUGAUUUAGUAUAUUUGAUUUUGGACAAAAUAGAUGAAUUUAAUGACAGACGGCUAGCUCAUCACCUUGUUAAAAUGUAUAUGGAGAAUCAAGUAGUUGAAAGUAAAACCUCUUUGAUUUCAUUUGAGUUACUGACUUUGUACAUUUCUUAUGCUAAGCAAAAUAUUCAGCCAGUUUUAAAUAAAGAAGCUGCAGAUGAAUUGGUUAGGGCUUACAUUGAAAUGAGAAAGCUUGGAGAGGAUAUUAAAGCAUCGGAAAAACGGAUUACAGCAACGACUCGGCAGUUGGAAAGUAUGAUUCGUUUAAGUGAGGCUCAUGCAAAAAUGAGAUUAAGUAAUGAAGUUACUUUGCAAGAUGUACAAGAGGCUACACGCCUUAUGAAGUCUGCUAUUAAAGAUUAUGCUACUGAUGCAUCUGGGAAAAUAGACAUGGAUCUUAUUUAUACAGGAGAAGGUGUUGUACAGCGUCGUGCCAAAGGUGAUCUAAAGCGGGAAUUGUUGAAAUUGUUGGAAGAAAUGACAGUACAUGGCAUGUCUGUCAAGUUUGUUGAUCUUUUUAAGAAAUUCAGUGAGCAGAGUACUAUAGAUGUUAAUUUAAAUGAAUUUAAUGAAGCAUUGCGAUCUCUUGAGGCUGAUGAUUAUAUUCGGAUUCUAGGCGAAGGUUCUAAGCGUAUUUUACGUAGAGUUUUUUAGUAAAGACUAGCGCAAGGC
Molecule: messenger RNA, 2646 nt
Organism: Pneumocystis jirovecii RU7
Lineage: Eukaryota; Fungi; Ascomycota; Pneumocystomycetes; Pneumocystales; Pneumocystaceae
Product: MCM DNA helicase complex subunit MCM4
Exons: 12
Coding region: 1-2628 (875 amino acids)
Biological process (GO): DNA replication; mitotic DNA replication initiation; DNA strand elongation involved in DNA replication
Cellular component (GO): MCM complex; nucleus
Molecular function (GO): single-stranded DNA helicase activity; single-stranded DNA binding; ATP binding
Source: RefSeq, a predicted model, not a curated record